CUCUACGAUCUGGGUAGGCAGGCUGGAGUAGCGUUCCAACAAAAGUGUCGACCAAGUCAGCGGCACGGAUUUUAACUUUCUUUUGCACAAUUAACCCGAAGAAUGGAGACCGAGUUAUGGAAUUAAAGCCAAGAGCAUUUGAAAUGGAUGUUUUACUUGUGGAAUUAUUGUUUUAUAGUUUCUUGCUCUCUGUAGUUCAUGGAGCCCCGCUGCUGCUGUUUGCCAACCGGCGGGACGUGAGGCUGGUGGACGCGGAGGUCGUGAGGCCGGAGUCUGUCGUAGUGGUCAGUGAUCUGGAGGAUGCAGCGGCGGUGGACUUCCUCUACUCUGAAGGGCUCAUCUUCUGGACUGAUGUCAGCGAGGAGGCCAUCAAACAGACCUACUACAAUCAAUCCACCAACUCCCUGAAAGAGGCCUUAGGGACUGGUCAGACCAUCAUUGUGUCUGGCCUGGACUCACCAGAUGGGCUGGCUUGUGAUUGGCUGGGCCGUAAACUAUACUGGACCGACUCCGAGACCAACCGCAUUGAAGUAGCCAACCUGGAUGGCACCUCACGGAAGGUGUUGUUCUGGUUGGACCUGGACCAACCCCGGGCUAUCGCCCUUAACCCAGCCCACCGUUACAUGUACUGGACAGACUGGGGGGAGGAGCCACGCAUUGAGAGGGCCGGGAUGGAUGGCAGCAACAGGAAGGUCAUCGUGGAGGUGGACAUCUACUGGCCGAAUGGACUUACCAUUGACCUGGACGAACAGAAACUGUACUGGGCCGACGCCAAGCUAAGCUUCAUACACAGAGCCAACCUAGACGGCUCCUCACGGGAGACUGUAGUGGAAGGAACCCUCACCCACCCGUUUGCCCUCACCCUGUCGGAGGAGACUCUGUACUGGACGGACUGGCAGACCCGCUCCAUCCACGCCUGCAACAAGCACACGGGUGACAAGCGCCGUGAGAUCCUGAGCGGAAUCUACUCCCCCAUGGACAUCCAGGUCCUGGGACCUGAUAGACAGCCACACAUUCAAACUCCCUGCAGCGACGCCAAUGGAGGCUGCUCCCACCUGUGCCUGCUGUCACCCAUCCAGCCCUUCUACAGCUGCGCCUGCCCCACUGGAGUCAAGCUCCAGGAGGAUGGGAAGACCUGUCGCCCAGGGGCAGAGCAGGUUCUUCUGCUGGCCAGGCGGACUGACCUCAGGAGGAUAUCACUGGACCUCCCAGACUUCACCGACAUUGUUCUGCAAGUGGACGACAUCCGCCAUGCCAUAGCCAUCGACUACGACCCCGUGGAUGGAUACGUGUACUGGACAGAUGACGAUGUCAAAGCCAUCCGCCGCUCUCGCAUCGACGGCACCGAGGCCCAAACCCUGGUCACCGAAGAAAUCAACCACCCAGAUGGCAUCGCCGUGGACUGGGUGGCCCGGAACCUGUACUGGACGGAUACUGGCACCGACCGCAUCGAGGUUACCAGGCUGAAUGGAACCUCCCGACGGAUUCUGAUCAAAGAGAACCUGGAUGAACCCAGGGCCAUUGUGCUGGACCCUGUCAAUGGGUACAUGUACUGGACCGACUGGGGAGAGAAGCCCAAAAUAGAGCGAGCUAACCUGGAUGGAACGGAGCGGCUGGUGCUGCUCAACACCUCCCUGGGUUGGCCAAACGGUUUAGCCAUUGACUAUGAAGCAGGAAAACUGUACUGGGGUGACGCCAAGACAGAUAAAAUUGAGGUGAUCAACGUGGACGGCUCGGACAGGAUGACCCUGCUGGAGGACAAGCUGCCGCACAUCUUUGGCUUCACGCUGCUGGGCGACUACAUCUACUGGACCGACUGGCAGCGCAGGAGCAUCGAGAGGGUCCACAAGACCAACGCCAUCCGGGAGAUCAUCAUCGACCAGCUGCCUGACCUAAUGGGCCUCAAGGCCGCCCGGGUCACAGAGACCUUCGGCACCAACGGCUGUGCUGAGGACAACGGGGGCUGCAGCCACCUGUGUUUCCACCGGCCCCAGGGUCUGCAGUGCGCCUGCCCCAUGGGCCUGGAGCUGCUCAGUGACCUCAGGACGUGCAUAGUGCCCGAGGCCUUCCUGCUGUUCACCAACCGCGCGGACAUCCGCUCCAUCUCCCUGGGAACCAACUCCAACGACGUGGCCAUCCCCCUCACCGGCGUCAAGGAGGCCUCUGCCCUGGACUUUGACGUCUCCGAAAACAGGAUCUAUUGGACCGAUGUCAGCACCAAGACAAUCAGCAGGGCCUUCAUGAAUGGCAGCUCUGUGGAGCACGUCAUUGAGUUUGGCCUGGACUACCCUGAAGGCAUGGCGGUGGACUGGAUGGGCAGGAACGUGUACUGGGCCGACACCGGUACCAACAGGAUCGAGGUGGCCCGGCUGGAUGGACAGUACCGGCAGGUCUUGGUGUGUAAGGACCUGGACAACCCUCGCUCCCUCGCCCUGGACCCAGCCAACGGCUACAUGUACUGGACCGAGUGGGGAGGGAAACCCCGGAUCGCUCGGGCCCACAUGGACGGCAGCACCAUCGUGACGCUGGUGGACAAAGUGGGCCGGGCCAAUGGCCUCACCAUCGACUACAUCGACCAGAGGCUGUACUGGACGGACUUGGACACCUGCAUGAUCGAGUCCACCAACAUGCAAGGUCUGCAGAGGGAGAUUGUGGCUGACGACCUGCCCCACCCCUUCGGCCUGACCCAGUACCGUGACUACAUCUACUGGACCGACUGGAACCUGCGCAGCAUCGAGCGGGCCGACAAGCGCUCUGGCCUGAAUCGCACCAUGGUCCAGGGCCACCUGGAGUACGUCAUGGACAUCCUGGUCUUCCACUCCUCCCGCCAGGACGGCGCCAACGACUGCUCCCACAACAACGGCGACUGUGCCCACCUGUGCCUGGCUUCGCCCGCCGGUGCCCAGUGCCGCUGCGCCUCCCACUACACCCUGGACUCCAACAGCAGAAACUGCAGCUCCCCCUCCAGCUUCCUCCUGUUCAGCCAGAAGGCCUCCAUCAGCCGCAUGGUUCUGGGGGAGCAGAGCCCGGACAUCAUCCUGCCCAUCCACGUCAUCCGCAACGUCCGGGCCGUGAACUACGACCCCCUGGAGCACCUGGUCUACUGGGUGGACGGAAAGCAGAACAUCAGGAGGGCCCUGGACGACGGCACACAGUCCUCUGUAGUGGUGUCCAGCGCCUCCACCCAUCAACAAAUGCCGGACCGGCAGCCCCACGACCUAAGCUUGGACCCCUACAGCCGCACCGUCUACUGGACCUGCGAGGCCACCAACACCAUCAACCUCCAGCGGCUAGACGGCGACAGCGUGGGCGUAGUACUGAGGGACGAGCAUGACAAACCCCGCGCCAUCGUGGUCAAUGCCGAGCACGGGUACAUGUACUUCACCACCAUGCAGGAUCGGUCCGCUAAGAUCGAGGGAGCGUCUCUGGACGGGACGGAGCGUGAGUCUCUGUUCACCACAGGCCUGAUCCGGCCCGUGGCCCUGGCCCUGGACAACAAACUUGGAAAGCUCUUCUGGGUUGACGCUGACUUGAAGCGCAUUGAGAGCAGUGACCUCACCGGAGCCAAUCGAAUCGUUCUCCAGGACUCUAACAUCCUGCAGCCCAUGGGUCUAACGGUGCUGGGCGAACACCUAUACUGGAUCGACAGACAGCAGCAGAUGAUUGAGAGGGUGGACAAGCUGACGGGCGAGAAGAGGACCCGCAUUCAGGGACGCAUCUCCUACCUGACCAGCAUCCACGCUGUGGAAAACAUGGACUACACCGAGUUUGCAUCGCAUCCCUGUUCCCGCGACAACGGAGGCUGCUCUCACAUCUGCAUCGCCAAAGGAGACGGGACGCCGCGCUGCUCCUGUCCCAUGCACCUGGUCCUCCUGCCCAACCUGCUAGUCUGCGGAGAGCCGCCCACCUGCUCCACGGAGCAGUUCACCUGCGCCACUGGGGACAUUGACUGCAUCCCCAUGGCGUGGCGAUGCGACGGCCUGGCCGAGUGCGACGACAACAGCGACGAGGAGAACUGCCCCGUGUGUUCGGCUUUCCAGUUUCAGUGCGACAAGGGCCAGUGUGUGGACGCGCAGCUGCGGUGCAACGGCGAGCCGGACUGCGCCGACAACUCGGACGAACAGGACUGUGACACCAUCUGCCUGCCCAACCAGUUCCGCUGCAACAACAACCAAUGCAUCCUGAAGAAACAGCACUGUGACUCGUACAACGACUGUGCGGACAACUCGGACGAGAUCUUCUGCGAAUUCCUCACCCCCUCGUCAAACGACGUCCACUCGUCGUCUCACGGCAGCACCAUCGGGCCAGUCAUCGGCAUCAUCCUGUCCGUCUUCGUGAUGGGAGGCAUGUACUUCGUGUGCCAGCGGGUCGUGGGCCGCCGCUACAAAGGUCCCAACGGAGCCUUCCCCCACGAGUACAUCAGCGGCACGCCACACGUGCCCCUCAACUUCAUCGCCCCGAGCAGCUCGCAGCACGGGACCUUCACAGGUAUCUCGUGCGGGAAGUCUAUGAUGAGUUCGGUCAGUCUGAUGGGAAGCAGCAGCAGCGGAGCGCCGCUGUACGACAGGAACCACGUGACGGGGGCCUCCUCCAGCAGCUCUUCCAGCACCAAGGGCGCCUUCUACCCCCAGAUGCUCAACCCGCCUCCGUCUCCAGCCACUGACCGUUCCCUGUAUAACGCCGAGAUCUUCUACUCCUCCAACAGUCCCUCCACCACCAGGUCGUACAGGCCUUACCUGAUGCGAGGCGUGGCGCCCCCCACCACCCCCUGCAGCACCGACGUCUGCGACAGCGACUACACCACCAGUCGCUGGAAGAGCAACAAAUACUACAUGGACCUAAACUCCGACUCGGACCCCUACCCUCCGCCUCCUACCCCCCGGAGCCAGUACCUGUCAGCCGAGGAGAGCUGCCCGCCUUCUCCUUCCACGGAGCGCAGUUACUUCCACCUCUGUCCCCCGCCCCCCUCACCUUGCACUGACUCCUCAUGACACCCGGGGAAAUAGCCAUGUCUGUAAAUAGUUUUAAAUAUGAACAAAUGAGAUAAUUAUAUUUUAUUCAUUUCCGCUGAUUGCCAUGGAUUAAAGUGGGGACGGGGAUGAGAUAGGACCAGAUCAAGUGAGAAGUUGUUGUACAGUGUGGAUUGGAUUUUCGUUUUGUCAUGUUUCCCGCCCUCGUUUCAGAUGGAGUAUCCCUCUAAUUAGAGACUACUUUAAUUUUUACUCCAUUCCUUUGACAUUUCUUUGUUCUUUCAGCAAAGUACUAUAGAACCUUCCUCAAAGACAGUGAGAUUUUUAAGAAAGUUCUGUCACCGAUAUUGGUUUGUGGAAAUUCUUAAUUCACAAAUGUUGCACUGGUAAUGUGUUCAGCUACAUUAUCAUUACAAAUACCAAAAUAUUUUUUUGCGAAAAAAAGAAAAAUGUAUAUAUUUGUAAUUAAGUAAAUAAUGAGUUUUUCAUAACAGCCAUGAGAUGUUCUUAUUAAUUUUCUUUGUGAAUUUAAAAUGGUCCCGAGCAUAUGUUUGUUUGGUUUAUAGUUUACCAAAAGUCUGUUUGCUGCUACUGUACAUACUUUACUCUGAAUUAUGAAAACACUUAAAAAAGAAUGCACCCAAGAAAAUAAUUUGCAUAUUAAGACUGACAAUAGAUUAUGAAGAUUAUUUUACUGUUUUAAUUAUUCGUAUAGCAUUAUUACAAUUGUUUUAGUUUUUCGUGUAGAAAUGUGUAAACAUGUUGAUAUGUGAAAUUAUGUAAAGUGUUGUGAAGGAGUCUGGACAAACUCAUCAAUCUAAAAUGACAAAUGAGACAAAUUGCUUUGUAGUUUUCAGUAAGAAAGCUAUUCUGUCAUCUUUAAUUAAUGUUUGAAAAACAGGAUGAUUAAACUGUAGUGAAACCCUCACUACCCACACUUAAUCAUUUUCAAUAUAUUUCAUCGAAGUGGUAAAUUUCAUGCCCCUACAAAAUCAAGGCUUCAUUAUUGUAUAUCUUUGGUAGGUAUGCAAGCUGUCAAUGUUGCCAAAUUGAGCACUUAAACUAAAAAUGAACUAUACAACCAGUUAUGAAAUGUGAACAGUGAAUGUAAAAUGACUAUGGAACAUGUAGAGGGGAAUGUUUUGAAUUCACACAUUCUCUUCAUGCUUCUUUCCGAGGUUCCUCUUGGCCAUUUUGAUAUUUUUAUGUACAAGCAAUUAACAGUGGUGCUGACAUAACAUUAAAUGAAAUAAUGUUUAAUUGUAACACAGUGAUCAAAAGCAUCAGUCUUCCAUCUUGUUGGUUGAACACCUCUUGCUUCUCCUGUAGAAUGUCUUUGGGUUCCUCAGACCUUUACCACACAACCCGCUGCCCUGCCCAUUUGAAGCCAUGUCCUUACUGGACACAGGCAUCUCCAGCUGUACUUCAUUGUGCCAGUAUAUACUGUAGAUGCUCACCUAAACCUUUUGUGUUUUGUGUCUAAAUGCCUUGUGUACUUUACACUUGUGACCAUUUUUGUAUCAAAAGCAUUUUUUAUAUAAUAAAGGUUCUAUUUU
Messenger RNA from Esox lucius (northern pike), 6526 nucleotides. It is a transcript of the gene lrp5, whose product is annotated as low density lipoprotein receptor-related protein 5. NCBI's taxonomy places the organism in Eukaryota, Metazoa, Chordata, Actinopteri, Esociformes, Esocidae. The transcript has 24 exons. Gene Ontology annotation, molecular function: protein binding. The record is from RefSeq and is a predicted model, not a curated record. Bases 117 to 4991 code for a protein of 1624 amino acids.